AUGCAUCAAAACUGAAGAACUUCAAGCAUUCCUCAUUGUAUUCACACUCAGCUAUUACCCUAAGAAUUCUCAGCUCAUUCAAUCAAGAAAAUGUCUUUGAUUCCAAGCAUCUUUGGAGCUCGCCGGAGCAACAUCUUCGACCCCUUUUCUCUAGACUUGUGGGAUGCUUUUGAAGGGUUCCCGUUUUCCAGCGCCGUCGCCAAUGCCCCCGGCGGCUCUGCAGGGGAAACAUCGGCCUUUGCAAACGCCCGUAUUGACUGGAAGGAGACGCCGGAGGCUCACGUGUUCAAGGCGGAUCUGCCGGGGCUGAAGAAGGAGGAGGUGAAGGUGGAAGUGGAGGAAGGGAGAGUUUUGCAGAUCAGCGGAGAGAGGAGCAGAGGGCAGGAGGAAAAGAAUGAGAAAUGGCACCGUGUGGAGCGGAGCAGCGGUAAGUUCCUAAGGAGAUUCCGGCUGCCGGAGAAUGCGAAGAUGGAUGAGGUGAAAGCUUCUAUGGAGAAUGGAGUGCUCACUGUAACUGUUCCCAAAGUGAAAGUUAAGAAACCUGAAAUCAAAACCAUUGACAUCUCUGCUUAAACCUCUUAUUUCGUGUGUAUGAAAUUUUGAAAUAAAGUGCUGAACAAAUGCUCUGUAUUAAGAAAUUGAGUGCUUAAAAUGUUGUAAUUUUUCUUGU
Messenger RNA from Ipomoea nil (Japanese morning glory), 670 nucleotides. Its product is annotated as 17.6 kDa class I heat shock protein 3-like. Gene Ontology annotation, biological process: response to salt stress; protein complex oligomerization; response to hydrogen peroxide. The coding region runs from base 91 to 573 and encodes 160 amino acids. The transcript has a single exon. The record is from RefSeq and is a predicted model, not a curated record. Lineage: Eukaryota; Viridiplantae; Streptophyta; Magnoliopsida; Solanales; Convolvulaceae.